AUGUCGGACUCAACACCACUCUUCCUCGGCCUGGACGCCAGCACCCAGGCUCUCAAAGCCUCGCUCCUCGAUGCCGACCUCAAUGUCCUCUCUGAGCUCGAAGUCCGCUUUGACCGAGACCUUCCACACUACAAGACGACGGGCGGCGUCUCUGAACCCACAGCCUCCGAUGAUGCAGGCACGGUAGUGGCGCCGGUGAUGCUGUACGUCGAGUCGCUCGACAUGCUUGCCGAUCGCAUGCGCGCCGCGUCCUGGCCGCUCUCCCGCAUCCAUGCCGUCUCUGCUGCAGGUCAACAGCAUGCUUCGGUGUACUUCUCUCGUGCCGCCCCGAAGAUCUUUACGACGCUGUCGACAGACAAGACGCUGACGGAGCAGGUGGAGAUGGCAUUUAGCAGAAAAGUGGUUCCAAAUUGGCAGGACUCGUCCACCGUCGAGGCGUGCAAGGCCUUCGAAGCUGCCGUUGGUGGAGCGGCAGAACUGGCGAAGGUGACGGGAUCGAAGGCUCACACGCGAUUCACAGGUCCGCAGAUCUACAAGUUCCGCACGCAAGAGCCGGAGGCGUACAAGGACACGGAGAGGAUCGGGCUCGUCUCGAGCUUCAUCACUACCAUGCUGUGCGUCGGGUCGGGUGGAGACGAGGCAACGGUCAUCAAGGGUAUCGACGAAUCGGAUGCCUGCGGUAUGAAUCUGCUGGACAUGCGAGCUGCCUCGUCCAUCCCAUCCACCGAGAGUCGGGGCAACCUCGAGCCAGGCUGGAAUCAAACCCUGCUCGCCCUUGCAUCUGGCGAGAGCGAGGACCCUUCCCUCGGUGGCGCUGCCGAGUUGGAGCGCAAGCUGGGCGUCAUCUACCGCGACGCUGGCUCGUCCGUCGGCACCGUCGGCAGCUGGUGGACCCAACGCUACGCUUUUCACCCCGACUGUCAGAUCUUCCCUGGCACGGGCGACAACCCGGCCACCUUCCUCGCCUUCAGCCUUGCCGAGCGCCAGGCGAUCAUCAGCCUCGGCACAUCCGACACGGUCAUGGUCGCCACCCACCAGUACGUGCCCGAUCCGGACUUCCACGCCUUCUUCCACCCCGCCCGCCUGCCCUCGAGCGGAGACGCGUUCUUCAACAUGCUCGUGUACAAGUCGGGUAGUUUGGCGCGCGAGUGGGUGCGCGACCAGUACUGCGCCGCCGAUUGGGAGAGGUUCAAUGCCGACGUGGAGAAGUUCAAGCUGGACGGAGGGGACAAGAGGACGGGAUUCUACUGGUUGCGACCGGAGAUCAUCCCUUCGGGAGCAUCGGGGGUUCAUCGCUACACGAAAGCCGGUGGGGAUUGGGAGAAGACGGGCGAGUUCAGCGAUUCGGGUAUGAACGCAAGCGCGAUUCUUGAGACGCAGUUCCUCAACUACCGAUAUCGCUCGUCGUCCAUCGUCGCUGGCCCAUCGUCGUCGGUCGUCGAUACGAACACGCUCCCGCUGGAAUCAAUCUACGCCGUCGGAGGCGCUUCGUCCAACUCGACCAUCACACAGACCAUGGCCGACGUGUUCGGCUGCGACAUCGUCAAGCCCGUCCAGCCGGCGGACGAUGGCAAAGGCUGGAGUCCCGCCAACUACAACUUCUGCUCGGUCGGCGCUGCGUACAAGGCUGUGUGGGGCUGGAGCAGGGCACAAGGCGGGGAGGUGCAGGAGUUCGAUGACUUUGUGCACGCGACCAAGUCGAAGCAGGCGAAGAAGGCGGGGCUGGGCGAGGGUGGAGAGGUCGAGGGCGGUGUGCAGGUGAUCUGCAGGCCCAGGGAGGGCCGGACAAAGGUGUACACUGAGGUGAUCGGCGAGUGGAAGCAGCUCGAGGAACGGGCUCAGAACGAGAAGUGA
Messenger RNA from Kalmanozyma brasiliensis GHG001, 1854 nucleotides. Its product is annotated as Carbohydrate kinase, FGGY, C-terminal. Gene Ontology annotation, molecular function: D-xylulokinase activity. Gene Ontology annotation, biological process: xylulose metabolic process. Gene Ontology annotation, cellular component: cytosol. The record is from RefSeq and is a predicted model, not a curated record. The transcript has a single exon. NCBI's taxonomy places the organism in Eukaryota, Fungi, Basidiomycota, Ustilaginomycetes, Ustilaginales. The coding region runs from base 1 to 1854 and encodes 617 amino acids.